This is a messenger RNA of Saprolegnia parasitica CBS 223.65, 659 nucleotides long. RefSeq lists its product as hypothetical. The record is from RefSeq and is a predicted model, not a curated record. Lineage: Eukaryota; Oomycota; Saprolegniomycetes; Saprolegniales; Saprolegniaceae. The transcript is spliced from 4 exons. Bases 1 to 642 code for a protein of 213 amino acids.
AUGCGCCUCGUCCUCCUCGCGCUGGUCGUCGCCGUGCGCGGCUGCUACGAGGACCUGCGCCUCUGCCUCGACGGCUCGACGGUGACGCGCGACGCAGGCCGCAACUGCUCCUUUCGUCCCUGCCCCAAUGCCACGGACGGCUGCGCGGACGACGGCUACAAGUGCCCGAACGGCGUCGUCGUUGGCCGCGACCCAGCGAACAACUGCACGCACCUCCGAUGCGACGUGACGUCGGCCGACCGCCCGCCGAGCGUCUGCACCGAGUUGCCAGCGCAGCUCGUCUGUCCGACCGGCGCAGUGCUCGAGCGGGAUCCGGCGGCCAACUGCACGUUUCGAGCCUGCCCCCUUUCGACGUGCGCGAACGACACACAGGCUUGUCUUCUUGGCGGCCGCGUCGUCCGCAACGUGGCCCGCAACUGCGCCUUUGACCCGUGCCCGAACGCGUGCACGAACGAGACGUCGGUCUGCGCCAACGGUAUGGUCGUGGCCCGCAACGCGGCCCGCAACUGCGCCUUUGAUCCGUGCCCGACGCGCCAGCGCACGUGCAGCUCGGUCGUCAAGCGCUGCACGCUGCCGUCGGGCCGCACCAAGUGGCUGCAGCAAGAGCCAUCGCUCAACUGCUCGUAUCCGGUUUGCCCCUAAGACAGCUGCAACGACGC